Messenger RNA from Malassezia sympodialis ATCC 42132, 417 nucleotides. The record is from the annotation of a RefSeq genome assembly. Lineage: Eukaryota; Fungi; Basidiomycota; Malasseziomycetes; Malasseziales; Malasseziaceae.
AUGGGCGACGACGCACGCACGCGGCGCGUCGCGCACGCCGUGCGGCGUGCAGGCGGCACGGUGCUGCCGACCGCUGGGGCUGGCGCUACGGAGCCGGCGGACUACGCGGUCGGGCCCCUGGCGCGGCCGCUGCAUGUCGCGGCGCACACGUACGUGACGCACCACUGGGUCGAGCGGUGCCUGUACGACAAUGCGCUGGUGGACCCCAGCGCGCACGUCGCGCUGCGCCCGGCCACCGAGCCGCUGCCGAGCGCGGACGCGGCGCACUGGCGCGUGGCGCUCACGGGCAUUCCGCGCGACGGCCCCGACUACCACCACACAUGCGCGGCGAUCGCGGCGCUGGGCGGCACGGUCGUCGAUGCCUUCUCGCGGCAGGCGACGCACCUGCUGUGUGGCGCGAGCGCGCAGCGUAUCAAG